This is a messenger RNA of Paramecium pentaurelia, 384 nucleotides long. The record is from the annotation of a GenBank genome assembly. Lineage: Eukaryota; Ciliophora; Oligohymenophorea; Peniculida; Parameciidae.
AUGAAUUGCUUAGAAAUAAAUACUUUAAAGGAUUGGUUUGAAUAAGUAGUUAACAAUUAAAGACCUGUCGUAGUUAGUUUUUUUGCAGAUUGGUAUUUAGUCAAACAAAUAAAAUUUAGGUGUGCCCCAUGCCUCAAACUCAAUCCAUAAUUAAUUUAAGAAGCUGAAAAGAAUACUGAAAAAUGGUAGUUGGUUUUGGUUAAUGUGAACAAUGAUGAACUUUAUGACGUGGUGCAAUAAUUUGCGGUAUAAGUUAUAUUUGAUUAUUAUUAGAAAGCUUAAGUUCCAUCUGUAUGUUUAUUUAACAUGGGAACUCAAAAAGACUUAAUGACAGGAUAUAGUGAACGUAAGAUUAAGUCUUUUUUAGAAAAGAUUAGAAGCUGA